AUUAUAUAGAGAGAAAUCCUGAAAUGUUUUCCUCAAAAAAACUAUUUCUUCACAACUGAGGAAAGAAAGACAUGAACAUCUUGGAUGACAAGGGGAUCUACAUGGAGUUUAACAGGAUUGCUGGUAAGAACCUGAAAAAGGAAUUUUAUGAGUCCCUUGAUCGACAUAGUACAUGCCUCUUGGACAUUUUCAGAGCCAAAAAGGGAGUUGCUGGUCAGCUCUUGAUGGACCUUCUGAAGCAAACAAAGUUGUCAGAGCCAACUGAGGUCCGAACUCUUGUGCUCCAAGGACUACCUCUUGUGUUUGGAGAUGACUCCCCUGCUUUCUUCAAGACAUGUUUGAUGUCCGAUGAUCGCAGCUCGAAUCUUGACGUUCCAGUGGGGAUUGUAAUAGUUGAAGAUGGGACUACUCUUCAGCCUCUCAACUCUCUGCAUUUGCCUCUCUCCUCAUUUGGGAUAGUAAUUGAGGGAAAAGUGGUGAUGGACAAUCUACGUGACCUUCCUGAAUCAAUGUGCCUUCUGUUUGGACUAAUUUAUGCGUUACACUUAAAUUACCCAAAGUCACUGAAGUACACAUUUGAAUUUAUUCAACGCAUUCUCCUUUCCAUGGGGCAGAAAGACCUGCAGCCUAAGAUACAAUCCUUGGCUAACCAGCUGUUCCAUUAAAAUGGAUAAACAAGAUCAGCACAUGCA
Messenger RNA from Labeo rohita (rohu), 692 nucleotides. RefSeq lists its product as uncharacterized. Lineage: Eukaryota; Metazoa; Chordata; Actinopteri; Cypriniformes; Cyprinidae. The transcript has 4 exons. The coding region runs from base 72 to 665 and encodes 197 amino acids. The record is from RefSeq and is a predicted model, not a curated record.